Molecule: messenger RNA, 1064 nt
Organism: Aspergillus saccharolyticus JOP 1030-1
Lineage: Eukaryota; Fungi; Ascomycota; Eurotiomycetes; Eurotiales; Aspergillaceae
Exons: 2
Coding region: 51-917 (288 amino acids)
Source: RefSeq, a predicted model, not a curated record
CACAACUUUUCUCAAACCCGGAUCGAAUAGAGCCACAAGGAACGAUCAAAAUGUCUCGAUUAUCCCCCUCCCUCAAAGCACUCAUCAACUCCCCCGCGUCACGCCCACACCCCCUCCCAGCCCCGCGCAACAUCGAAUCCGUGUACGCGAAGAUCCAACAAAGCGCGCAAGCAAAUGGCCUGUCGCAGCCCUCAUGGCUUGCUCUAUCGACAGCAACAACCAUCACCAUGAACUCCCCGGACUCCCUACCCAUCCUCUACCAGCUAGCCACCACCUCCGCCCCCAACCCAAUCUCCCCCCCCUCGGAAGCACAAUCCAUCCAAACCGCCGAACUCAUCCGCGAAACUGCCCUAAAAUGCAUCAGCUUCAACGGCAUCCCCCGCACGAUCAACAGCCUCAACGCCUUCCGCGCCUCGUUGCCCGCCAGCAUCACCGCCUCCCUCUCCAUCACGCCCACCCGCGAACCCAAUCCCGAAAACAUCACGGACAUCCACUCCCGCGGCUGCGCCCUCUGGGACUCCAUCUACCGGCCCUUCGAGACCAGACUUUACGACAAGCUGGCCGCCGCCCACCCGGACCUUCCCGUGCACAUCCUGAAUAUGAACUACGGGGCGCUGCUGGCGGAUCCGCCAUCCGGCCAGAAAUUGGUGGGGCGGGUGUUGACCUCGUUGGUGGCUGUUGCGUGUCUACGCGCGCAGACGGGCGUGGCGCCCCAGCUCGUGUCGCAUGUGUUUGGGCUCCGGAAGGCGGUGGAGGAUGGGUCGUGGAGGGAGGAUUGUCUGGAGAAGGGGGAGGUGGAGUGGUUGGCGAGCGAGGAGGGGUGUGCUUGGGUGUUGGAGAGUGUGGAUGAGAUUGUCAAGGCUAUUGGUGGCGGGGAGGCGAGUUUUGCUGCUGCGGGUAGAGAAGGGAAGUUGUAGGUUGUGGGCUGUGUCUGUGGUAUGUUGAACACAAGGGUUGUGGUCAAGUAGAGGGGGUUGUAUAUACUGUGGUAGAAGGGUGUUUUGUACAGUACAGCAGUUGUAUAUCCGGCUUAGAGAGAUAUAUGUAUAGGCCUUGCAUAGUGG